This is a messenger RNA of Maniola jurtina (meadow brown), 2039 nucleotides long. RefSeq names its product inactive selenide, water dikinase-like protein (gene Sps1). Gene Ontology annotation, cellular component: cytoplasm. Bases 127 to 1335 code for a protein of 402 amino acids. Gene Ontology annotation, molecular function: selenide, water dikinase activity; ATP binding. The record is from RefSeq and is a predicted model, not a curated record. Gene Ontology annotation, biological process: L-selenocysteine biosynthetic process. NCBI's taxonomy places the organism in Eukaryota, Metazoa, Arthropoda, Insecta, Lepidoptera, Nymphalidae. The transcript has a single exon.
AGCUGCCAUUUUCUUUUUGUAAAGGAGACGCCAUUUUGCAAGCGUCACUUGGCGGCGUGUCGGGUUUCGAUAUUUUAUUGAACUUACCCGAAAGCGAAUCAAAAUAUUGUUUUGUUAUUGUGUAGUAUGUCGUAUCAUUCUAGUGUAGCGCAGGAUUCACUGACUUCAGCGCAACUAGAAAUGGCCGGUAACCCCAAUUCUUUGGCUCUUCGUCGGCCAUUCGACCCUGUGGCGCACGAUUUGGAAGCUAGUUUUCGUUUGACGAGAUUCGCAGAUCUCAAAGGAAGAAGUUGUAAAGUUCCCCAAGAUGUGCUCUCCAAGCUCGUCGAGUCGCUGCAGCAGGACUAUUCGCAGCAGGAUCAAGACCAGUUUAUGCAUGUGGCUAUCCCGCGCAUCGGAAUCGGCUUGGACUGUUCGGUGACGCCGCUCAGACAUGGAGGCCUUUGUUUGGUACAAACGACUGACUUUUUCUACCCUUUAGUUGACGAUCCCUAUAUGAUGGGUAAGAUCGCGUGUGCCAAUGUACUUAGCGACUUAUACGCCAUGGGUGUGACUGAAUGUGACAACAUGUUGAUGCUGCUUGGAGUAUCGACCAAGAUGACUGAAAAGGAGCGAGACGUAGUCAUUCCUCUCAUCAUGCGAGGAUUUAAGGAUUCUGCUCUGGAAGCAGGCACGUCGGUGACUGGUGGACAAACUGUGAUCAAUCCCUGGUGCACCAUCGGAGGGGUUGCUACUACUAUUUGCCAGCCUAAUGAAUACAUUGUACCCGAUAAUGCUGUUAUGGGUGAUGUUUUAGUCCUAACAAAACCUCUUGGCACCCAAGUUGCAGUAAAUGCUCACCAGUGGCUCGAUCAGCCAGAACGAUGGAAUAGAAUCAAAUUGGUAGUGUCUGAAGAAGAUGUGAGACGAGCUUAUCACCGUGCGAUGGACUCAAUGAGCAGACUUAACCGGAUUGCAGCCCGGCUUAUGCACAAAUACAACGCUCAUGGCUCUACUGAUGUCACCGGAUUUGGUCUUCUUGGACAUGCUCAGAAUCUGGCAUCGCAUCAAAAGAAUGAGGUGUCAUUUGUUAUCCAUAACUUGCCAGUGAUCGCGAAGAUGGCGGCCGUUGCCAAAGCCUGUGGCAACAUGUUUCAGCUGCUACAAGGACAUGCACCUGAGACUUCUGGUGGGCUGCUGAUCUGUUUGCCUCGUGAGCAGGCUGCCGCUUACUGCAAAGACAUUGAGAAGCAGGAGGGCUACCAGGCCUGGAUCAUUGGCAUUGUUGAGAAGGGCAAUCGCACUGCUCGCAUAAUUGACAAGCCCCGAGUCAUCGAAGUGCCCGCUAAAGAUUAAGUUGUUUAUAACAAUAAUUGAGACAUUUUAUAAAAAUGUUAGUCUAAAAUUAUUUCGGAGCUGAAUAAAUCUUCAAUUUUAUUUUAAAGCAAGUUUUACAAGAAAUUAAUGGCAUUAGCAUUUCUAUUUUAAUUUUAAAAUCUUUUAAAACCAUGUGAAUCACUUACGGCUAGAUAGGAAUUUCAGUCGAAAUCUUGGUUUACACUUUGACAUGUAAUUAAAUAAUGCUUGAUAUAUUGACUACACAAGAUGUAUUAAGUUGAAGUACCAGUGUAUGAAAAGUGAAGUAUUUAAGAUGGACUGUAAGAUACAAAAAGUUGUAUUUACUAAUAUAUUGACACAAUUAUUAUGUCAUAGAGUAAACCUUUGUUAAAGGCCUAUAGAUAUGAUAGAAGUACUACUUGUUUAACAACAAUAAAAGUUGUGAUGUGUUUAUAAGAUAAAAUAUUAUAAUGCCAAUGUUUUGGGCAAAAUUAAAUAGCUAUGGAAUGUUCAUCCAAGUUAUACUCCUAUUAAAUCUAUGACCUAUAUUCAUUCUAGCAUUUGGUGUUUUAGAUAUUUAAGUAAGAUAUCACUAUUAACUUUUAAGUGAAAAAUUCCAUUAGAUAUCUACCCUUGAAAAUCCAACAAUGCAGUGUGUGGAUCAAUUCUGCAAAUUGUGAAAUAAGUAUAAUUGUUUAGAUUAAAAUUAUUUUUCAUUCUAA